CACUCGUAUUGCGUAGGUCUUCAGAGCAGAUUGACGCGAUAUUGAGAGUCAAAAUGACGAGUUCAUCAAACAACGACACAUUUCCAUCGAUUCUAGAGUUAAAUGUCGGCGGACAGUUGUAUACAACGGCGCUUUCGACGCUGGUUAAAGAGACCGACUCGUUAUUAGGGCAGAUGUUCAGCGGCAGUGCUAAGACGGGCGUUCAAAGAGACUCCCGUGGUCGUUAUUUCAUAGAUCGUGAUGGCAUACUGUUCCGUUAUAUUCUGGACUACCUUCGCAACAGUAAACUGGUGUUACCGGAAAAUUUUACUGAGAAGGAAAGGCUGAGGCAAGAGGCUGAAUUCUACAAGCUCGGCGGUUUAGUCAAGGCGAUUGCGAGAGACGGAGGAGCAGUAACGCAAACUGGCCGACCGACUUUAGCGCCAAUAAAUAACACACCGCAAAAUCAUGUUAACAGCGUUAAUGCAAAUGCGAUUGGUAAGACCCCUGCUUAUAUUACACUGGGGUACCGAGGAACGUUUGCAUUUGGUCGCGAUGGUCUAGCUGACGUCAAAUUUCGUAAAGUCACACGUAUUUUGGUAUGCGGAAAACAGAUGAUCUGCAAAGAGAUUUUCGGCGAAACAUUGAACGACAGCCGUGAUCCAGACCGCGUACACACCUCGGAUCGCUACUCUUCGCGCUACUUUCUGAAGCAUAACUAUCUGGAACAAGCCUUUGAUAUGCUUGCUGAGGGUGGUUUCCGUUUUGUUAGCUGUUGUGCAUCGGGGACGAGUACUAUUGUCGGCUCACCGGAAAGCGAAGAGAGCAAAUGGAAUCAUUAUAACGAAUUCGUAUUUCAACGAUCGUAG
Molecule: messenger RNA, 848 nt
Organism: Saccoglossus kowalevskii
Lineage: Eukaryota; Metazoa; Hemichordata; Enteropneusta; Harrimaniidae
Product: BTB/POZ domain-containing protein KCTD12-like
Biological process (GO): protein homooligomerization
Molecular function (GO): protein binding
Source: RefSeq, a predicted model, not a curated record